AUGACGCUCUCAGGACCCUUACAUCAACGGCCAGCUCUCGUCUCGUCAUCCUGGUUUAACAAAUACCAUGACUACCAAGCUCACGUUGAGUACCUCCACGACCUUUCAAAACUGCACCGUCGGCGGUCGGGAAUCCAUCUUUUUGGGAAAUCCGGUCCUGGUAUAAAGCCUGCCGUCGUCUUCUUCGGAACUAUGCAUGCGCGGGAAUGGAUCGGCACCAUGGUGACCGAGUACAUCGCGCAUAACCUCCUGCAGCUGUACGGUGUCGAUGGGGAUGUUAAGCAUGCGCUCGACAGCUUCGACUUUUACAUCUUCCCCGUCGUCAACCCAGACGGGUUCGUCCACAGCCAAACCGCGAACCGCAUGUGGCGCAAGAACCGACAAACACAGCCCGACAGCCCCUGCGUCGGCCGCGACCUCAACCGAAACUGGGACAUCCAUUGGGCCAGCAAAGGCGGCGCCUCGCCCCGGCCCUGCCGAAGCACGUACCGCGGCGACAAGCCCUUUGAUGCGCCCGAGACGAGGGCGUUGGCGACAGAGCUAGAAGCUAUAAAAGCCCGGCAAGGCAUCAGGCUGUUUAUAGACUGGCACGCGUUUGGGCAGCUAGUCAUGUACCCCUACAGCUACGCCUGCGACAAGCAGCUCCCACCCUUCUCCGCCGUGCGCUGGCUCGGCGCCGAGCUGGCGGGCGCGAUGGGCGCGGCGCACGGGACCGAGUACCGGGCCGGGGCGGCGUGCGAGCUGCUGUACGCGGCGUCGGGCGACAGCGCCGACUGGGCGUUCGAGGUGCUCGGGGUCGACUACGCCUACACGGUGGAGCUGCGGCCGGGGUUACGGGGUCGGGGGCCCGGUGGAGCGGCGGGCGCGGCGGGGUUCCGGCUGCCGGAGCGGCACAUCCGUGGGACGGCGGAGGAGGCCUGGGCCGGGGUGAGGCAUGUGCUGCGGUUUGUGCAUCGGUAUUGA
This is a messenger RNA of Chaetomium fimeti, 963 nucleotides long. RefSeq lists its product as uncharacterized. Bases 1 to 963 code for a protein of 320 amino acids. The record is from RefSeq and is a predicted model, not a curated record. Gene Ontology annotation, molecular function: zinc ion binding; metallocarboxypeptidase activity. The transcript has 5 exons. Gene Ontology annotation, biological process: proteolysis. Lineage: Eukaryota; Fungi; Ascomycota; Sordariomycetes; Sordariales; Chaetomiaceae.